UUGAAUAGUCUAUACCUUUUAAAGAUGGCGGCCUCUUGGAAAAGCAAAUUUUCCAAUCGCCAAGAAGUCCAGGAAAGAUUCCAAAUUAACUUAGAAUCUAUCAUCAAUAAAUAUGACAAGCCUUUUGAGGAUUCUCCCAUUCUUGAUCUGCAGGAGAUGUCUUCUGUGACAGCCUCUUUAGAAGGCAGCAGUUUGUUCAAAACCGUUUGGAUGGACGCCUUUAGCGACUGAUUUACAGAAAGGAAAGAAGAGGAAAGAUGGUGUAAGCUGUGACAGUGCUCUCGGGUCUACUAUGUCUCCUUCAAAGAGCAAUGAAUCAACAAAUGAAGAAUCCUCAGGAAAACAUAUAUCUGGAAAACUAUGAUUUCACGCAUGAGACAUCUGAUGGGUUAGGAGCUUUCAUUCGUAUAGACAUCACUCCAUGUCAAAGAAUCCUGAGAUUGUGGGUCUGAAAAGAGAUGGAGGAGAGUAUGAUGGGAGUUCUGAUUCCGGGGAUGAUUCCGGGGAUGAUGAUGAUCUUGGCUCUGUGUGUAGUGGUCCAACAUAUACUGCCUACCCUGAAGAGAAAUAUACAAAGAGGAUACAAAACAACCAGGAAGACAUGAUUGAAGUAGAUAGAACAAGACAGACUGAUGGGGACCUCAGGGGACUUUCACCUCAAGACAAAGUGAGAAGCUGGUUGAGGGAUGAUGCCUUCAUGAAUACCAGUCGUUAUAGUAACAUGGAUGAGGACUCUGAAGGAGAUGUAUCCUCUACAGAGAUGGAGGAACUUAGUCAAUCUACUCUGAGUGAAGGGGAUCUAUCACAAGAAGACAAAACAAAGUCUUUAUUAGAGAUUAAAGAGAGGUUUGUGAGAAAAGUGAAGUCUAUAUUGGUUGAAGGAAACAAUGAGACUGAUGAUAUCUCUUUCUGCUGAUGAGAAUGGAGUCUUUGUCCAAGGAGUGGCUGUUGAAAGAACUCAAGUACAGAACACAUCCAAGAAUAUCGAUGUGAGUAGUAGUGAGAGGGAGAGAUCAUCUGAUCCCAGUGUACAAAGCAAACCUGGAGGUACCGGUAAUACUUCCAGGAGGUUAUUCAAAGCACGUUAUCAUCUACCAUCUGCCAUGAGGCUUCUACAGCCAGAGGGAACCAAGAUAGCAAGCCAGUGACGCUGAGAGGAGAUGAGACAGCGAUAAUAGCUGGUCACUUUGAUGAUGACAUUAAUUUAUCUGAAUGUGAAGAUGAAGACAAAGCUGUAUCUAGUGGAUCAUCGGUUCAAAGGUGUUUUGAGUUAAUGCAGUCACCGGGUGGAAAAAUGGAAUGGACAUCCUCACAUGGUAGGAACAAUUCAGCAAAGAAGAGCUUUCCAUUUAGUACUCAACAUGUUAAGAACAAAGUAGAGUUUCACAGGGCAGUCAAUCACCAACUUGUUGACACCAAAGAAAACAAUCCAGGCUUCGGAUAUGAGUGGAAGAACUUUUAAGAAGCCUCAAAGUAACUGUAACCUUCCCGUCAAGAGACAUAUCUCUAAGACAACAACAGAGAGCAAUGAAAUGUCACAGGGUAUGCUUAGUGAAAUAAUGGAUUUCUUUAAGUCUCCUUUGCCAAAGCUCUUGACCAGCCCAAUGCCAGUGCUAUCACCCAAGGGCAGACUAAGGACUGCUCAAGGUAAAACAGUGACAAGAAAUGCAGUUUCAAAGUCAAAUGACACUGGAAGGACUUAUCCCUCUACAGUGACAGUACAGGCAAGUUCACCACUUAAGUCAAAUGGGUCUCAAUCUGCUAUACCUCCUGAGCAAUCUUCAAUCAGCGGUCAGGUGGACUGAUGAGAGGACUAACAUAAACCAGAAAUCAAGCAAGUUUUCAUCUGAUGACACCGUGAAUACCAUCCAAGGACCCGGGGGUAUUCAGGAAAUACAUGCAGAUCCACAUUCAAAUGAACAGACCUCCAAUACAGAAGGAGAGGAAGACAUUGUACUUUUGACAGCAGACAGCAGUGGGGAAUCAACAACUUUCCAAGAUCAGUCAAUGUCAAGGUUCAAUAGUGUGUCCCGGAGUCCAAGAACUCCAUCCCACCUAAGUCAUUCUUCCAAUGAAAUUGUCAAAGUUCCUACAAUUCACACUCCAUUAAGCACUGCUACCAAACACAUGAGCAAGUCUCAAAGACACCUAGUAUCACAUCACCUUUCAGUCACAUGUGUGUGAAUUCUGCUGAAAAGGAUCAACUAAAAGUGAGACAUUUAAGAGAGAAGGGAGCUGGGGAUAAAUUUCCAUAUCCCCCAAGAGUCUGGUCUUUGGUGAAAGUAACCCUAGAGAUCGUUUAGGGAACACGCCUGAUAUGGAGUUAUUGGUUCUCAGUAGUGAUGAAGAUGAGAAUGAUGGAUUGAAUUACGAAAUAGAACAUAUGGCAGGUAGUCCAGAAAUGAGUAAGAUUAAAGACAUUUCACAUCAGUUUAGCUGCACCGAACCACAGCAGACCAAAACUAUCAAAUCUGCUCCCCAAGUAGAUAGCAUGGAGGAUGAAUCUAAUGCAAAAGAAGAAAUAGGCUCUAAAUGUGGGGGAAAUCAUGACUAUGAUUCACUGGAGCAAUUGUUCAAUAGACGUCCAGAAGAGACAGUGGACAGCAUUCAUGCAUGUAACAAGCUCAGUCAGUUUGAGCAGACGUACAUUGUUUCUGAUAACGAGAGAAAGUCUUCCAUGCCUCAUCAUAUGUCUCCGUCCAGAAACCAGAUUGAUAGGGACAGGCAGCGGUUGAAGAAAAACACUCUAAAAUCCAGCUCUCCAGUUCUCCAGAUCAACCUGACUAAAAUAGAGGAAGAAGAAAUCAAAUCUCAUCAGCCAAAACAUAAACAUUCAAGCAGCUAUGAAACAAGAGAAGAGAACUCCAGUCCUAACAGGAGGGAUGGUAGCAGGAAAGCUCACAGAAGAUCUCAUUGUACUACACCUGUGAUGACAAACAAAGAUACUUGUAAUUACAAGAGACAAAAUGAGGAACAUACCGCAAACCUCCUUAAGAAUGGGUGUAGAUUGCAAAAAAGAAACUAUGAACCAUCUCACGCCAAAGACAGACAUUCAAAGACUCCUGCAGUUAGGACAAGUGAUCACCACCAUCAGUCAGAUAGAGUGCCAGAGAGAAGUGAGUCCACCUUCAUCAUUCACCCUGGAGAUAGACGUGCUGUCCCAACUAAAAGUGGUAAAGGAAUUCAUGAUGGCAAUGAAGAGUCCAGUUCUCCAAUCACAGAAGAUAUCCCAAGUACUGUGUCAGAAGGAAGCAGACUCUCUGCAACACCUAGGACAAAAUCCAGUUCAGUAGUGAGGAGCAACUCUGUGACCAGUGACAAAUCCAAAGAUAAAAACAGACAAAAGCCAAUUGCUAAAACUGCACAGGUAAAUGACACUUCAAGUCACAGUCAUGUUAGACUAACAUCUUCAAGGCAGCAGAAAAUGUUGAUUCAACAGGAUAGAGUUUCUACUAAUAGGAAAGGCACUAAACUUCAUGUAAGAGAUGAAUCUUUCCUAACAUCUACCAGAAUAGAUGAAGAUGAGUUGAACAGCAAGGAUCUCAACAGAACUCUAUCAUCUGACAGACCAAUGAGGAAGGACCACCUGACUGAUAAGAAGCUACCAAAGAGGGUUCCUCAGACACAUGGAGCAGCUAUACAGGAUAAAUCCUUAAAGAUGAAGGGCCAGACUCCAACGAAGCGUAGAAGACGGGCAUCAGAUAGAGCUAGCAGUCUAGAAUCACCUGCAAAGAGACAAGUCAGUAUAAGAAAAUCUUCACAGACAGGGAGAACACCAUUGGACAGAAGUAAAGGCAGUAGAAUAAUAAUAGGUAUUAGUGAUGAUGAUAUAGAGGCGAAGGAAAGGAGUGAUGAGAGUAUGUCUUCAUUGUCAUUAUCUUCUAUAUGUGAAGGACCUGGUAGGUGUGUCAAGAAGAUAUGUUUCAAAUGUGCAAUGAAUGAAUGAAUGAUAAUGAUUCUAUUCAGAUGCUACCAACUCAACCAUCAUCUAAGGACCUUGAUACACAUCAGAUAGUUAUUUGUGAAUUCAGCAGAUUGAUUGGAAAAACAAAUGAUGUAAAUAAAUUACACUGUCUAUUGACAUUUAACUUCAUAGUUUGCUGUACUUCCUCAUACCUUGUUAUAUGAUCCUUUGAUAUGAUACAUGAAAAGAUGAUUCUACCUUCAUCAGUAUGUUGAUAAAUACUGACUGUCUCUAUGAAACUGUUCUGAUGUUUACUACAGUGCAACACUUUGUAAAUGAAAGUAUUCAGAGAUUUACUGAAUACAACCAUUGAAGACAUUGGUAUUACAUUUUCAUCAGCAAAAUGAAAUCUGCACUGUCAAUUGAAUAAGGCAUUCAUCUGUAGUGAAAUAUAAUGGGAGGCAGGAACUUUCCAUACAAACUGACAUUCUAGUGUUUAAGAGAGAGAGAGAGAGAGAGAGGUGUAUUUUUUGACAUCAUAGAUGCAGGAUCAUAUAUGACCAUAAUGACACGAGGGAUAAACACAGGCCUGAUAAAUACCUGAUUUAAAUCGGUUUCUGAUUUAUUUUUUCCCCCCAAUUUUUUUCCCUCUUCUUCCGAUUUUACCCUUAUUUUUACCUAUUUUUCG
Molecule: messenger RNA, 4592 nt
Organism: Strongylocentrotus purpuratus (purple sea urchin)
Lineage: Eukaryota; Metazoa; Echinodermata; Echinoidea; Camarodonta; Strongylocentrotidae
Product: serine/threonine-protein kinase PRP4 homolog
Exons: 7
Coding region: 2318-3946 (542 amino acids)
Source: RefSeq, a predicted model, not a curated record